This is a messenger RNA of Staurois parvus, 396 nucleotides long. Lineage: Eukaryota; Metazoa; Chordata; Amphibia; Anura; Ranidae. The record is from the annotation of a GenBank genome assembly.
GUGCUGGUCCUGGCUCUUCUUUGCUCGCUAGCCUUGACGUCAGACAGUGCACCAGACUGCUGUAGGCAGAAGACCUGUUCUUGUCGAUUGUAUGACCUCCUUCGUGGAUCAGGCAACCAUGCUGCUGGAAUUCUGACCUUGGGGAAAAGGAAAAGCAGUUCUCAGAGUCUACAGACACGGCUUCAAAGGUUGCUCCAAGGCUCAGGGAACCAAGCUGCAGGGAUCCUCACCAUGGGUAAACGAGCUAAAUUAACCCUGGAGAGACAGUGUAAUAAUGACCAGUUUGUGAACGUCUUGGUCUCCAGCACGCAAUCUCCCCUCUCCAUGUGUUCCACAUUGAUGGAGCCUGCCAAUGUCAGUAAGGGCUCUACUUGCCAACAAGACCCGAACAUCUAG